Cyphellophora europaea CBS 101466 is the source of this 1500-nucleotide messenger RNA. RefSeq lists its product as uncharacterized. The record is from RefSeq and is a predicted model, not a curated record. Gene Ontology annotation, biological process: L-arabinose metabolic process; polysaccharide catabolic process. NCBI's taxonomy places the organism in Eukaryota, Fungi, Ascomycota, Eurotiomycetes, Chaetothyriales, Cyphellophoraceae. The transcript is spliced from 4 exons. The coding region runs from base 1 to 1500 and encodes 499 amino acids. Gene Ontology annotation, molecular function: alpha-L-arabinofuranosidase activity.
AUGACGACCUACACCCACGCAUCGUCUCCGUCCAUCGACGUCUUCCCCAAUCAUAGACUCAACCCCAUCAACCGAAACAUCUACGCUGGCUUCACCGAGCAUAUGGGACGAUGUAUCUACGGUGGCAUCUAUGACCCCGAGAACCCUAACAAUGAACUCGUCGAUGAGAAUGGCUUCCGGAAGGAUUCUUCCGCUAUCCAGGCAAGCGGCAAUUUCUGCGCAACAUAUCACUGGGAAGAUGGUGUUGGCCCGCGGGACAAACGUCCGGCCUUCCCUGAGCUAGCUUGGGGAACUGUCGAGACCAACCAAUUCGGUACAGAUGAAUUCAUGAAGUGGUGCAAGAUUGUUGGCGCAGAGCCAUACCUCUGCCUCAACUUCGGUACAGGUACUCUGGACGAAGCUUUGCACUGGCUCGACUACUGCAACGGAACCAAGAACACGAAGUAUGCCAACCUACGGAGAGCGAACGGCCACCCUGAGCCUUACAACGUCAAGUAUUGGGCUCUUGGAAACGAGAUGUGGGGUGAUUGGCAGAUCGAGCAGCUAACUGCAGCGGCUUAUGCGGAGAAAGCGCAUCAAUGGGCCAAAGCUCUCAAACUCCUCGACCCUAGCAUCCAGCUCAUUCUAUGUGGUGCCGAAGGUGCCAAUUCCUGGGACUAUACCGUACUCAAGCACUGCAUCCGGGCGACCAAGAAAGAUGACCUCGGCGAGGAGCGCAAACCAUUAAUCGAUAUGCACUCCAUUCACUUGUACACCGCAUCAUAUGACCACUAUGAGAAUGUCACCGCGCCUCUCGCCGCCGAGCGCAACAUUGAAGUUGCCUCUGCCUUCAUUGAUACCGCCUACUAUGAGGCCCAAAUUCCAGCCAGUCAGCCACGUCCUUUAAUUUGCUUCGACGAGUGGAACGUGUGGAUGCCUGCCCGUGCUGUCGGCUCUUCUGGCGCGGAAGAGGAUUACACAUUGUCAGAUGCUCUUGCUGUGGGCGUAUGGCUGAACAUCUUCGUCCGCAAGUCAGCCGAUGUCGCAAUGGCCAACAUUGCCCAGUCCGUCAACGUGCUAAGUCCACUUAUGACCAAAAAGGAUGGCAGUGGUAUUGUCAAGCAGACAACUUGGGGCCCAUAUGAGCUGUUCUGCAAGUAUAUGAAGGGUCAUCUCAUCGCCGUUCAACUCGCAUGUGAUGAUUACAAGGGUAAGACAUUCAAAGACUACACUCGCGUUACCAGAAAGACGCCUUACCUCGACGUCUCGGCCACGUACGAUGAUACUGAGGGCAUGGUCAACCUCUGUGUGGUGAACAUGCAUAAGGAGGACGACUAUGACACGAAGCUGGGUGGCGUGAGUGGCAAGGUGCAGGUCUUUGAGGUCAACGGCGAGGCGAUUGACGUUACCAACAUGAAGGGCGAGCAAAAGGUGGACAUUCAGGAGAAGGAAGCCGAGGUGAAGGAGGGCCGAUAUGUGUUCCCAAAGCACAGUGUGACGUUGCUGAGAUGGAAGGCGUGA